Sodiomyces alkalinus F11 is the source of this 1104-nucleotide messenger RNA. RefSeq names its product S-adenosyl-L-methionine-dependent methyltransferase. Gene Ontology annotation, molecular function: methyltransferase activity. NCBI's taxonomy places the organism in Eukaryota, Fungi, Ascomycota, Sordariomycetes, Glomerellales, Plectosphaerellaceae. The record is from RefSeq and is a predicted model, not a curated record. Bases 1 to 1104 code for a protein of 367 amino acids. The transcript is spliced from 10 exons.
AUGGCCCAGGAACAACCCCCGCCGGCCCAGUCACCUCCGACCCAGACCAGCCCAUGGUCGCCGGACCUGGCAGGACAGGAGCCUCUACAGGUCGACAACAACCUUGAAGACGACGAUGCCUAUGCUGCUUCAGAGGCAUCCGCCAGCUUCGUCUCCUCGAUCAACUCCAGUGUUUUUCGCUACAAGUACGAGAACGGCCGCCGUUAUCAUGCUUUCCGGGAGGGUGCAUAUCUAGUGCUAAUCUGCGUUCGUACGACUUGGAAGCCAAACGACGACGAAGAGCAGGACCGCAUGGACCUGGCCCACCACAUCUACGGUCUUCUCCUUGGUGGAGAGCUCCAUCUCACCCCAAUCCCUGACAAACCGCAGCGCGUCCUCGACCUGGGCACCGGCACCGGCAUCUGGGCCAUGGACUUUGCAGACCAAUACCCCUCCGCAGAAGUCAUCGGCACUGAUCUGAGCCCGAUUCAGCCCAAGUGGUACGGCAUUCUCGCAUUGACACCGCCCAACUGCACAUUCGAGGUCGAUGAUUUUGAACAGGAUUGGGUCUACCGCAAGCAGUUUGACUACAUCCACGCCCGUGAGCUGGGAGGAUGCAUCGCCGACGACGAGAGGCUCUUCCGCCGAGUUUUCGAGCAUUUGGCCCCUGGCGGCUAUCUGGAGAUGCAAGCCGUGUACCCUCGCUUCCUCUCCGACGACGAUACAGACAAGCUGGCGAAGGACGCUCAGUACUGGAUGACCAACAUCUGCGAGGGUGCGGCCAAGUUCGGUAAGCCGCUCGACUCAGUGCCCCAGUGGCUGGACAAGAUGCAGGCCGCCGGAUUCGUCGAGGUCAAGCAGGAGAUUCGCAAGAUCCCGUUUGGCAGCUGGCCGAAAGACCCGACGCUCAAGGAGAUCGGCAGGCACUCGAUCAUCCAGGAGCAGCAACUCAUCGACUCGUACACACCCGCCAUCUUCUCCCGUGUGCUUGGAUGGGGUCAGACGGAGAUCCAGGUCCUCAUGGCCAGGGCGACGGUCAUCAAGAAUCUGUUUGCCGCGACGGAAGCUGUACACCAGAAGCUGGGCGAUAUCGGUCCAGAGCUGCAGGCAGCGCACGGGCCAUAA